AUGGUCGAAGGGAGAAUUGGUUUUCAUCCUCAGUGCAAGGAGGUGAAUCUUUCCCACUUGAGUUUGGCUGAUGAUAUCGUGGUCUUUACGGAUGGUACACCAGAGUCUCUUCAUGGUACUCUUCAAGUCUUCGAUGACUUUGCUACAAUGUCGAGGAUAAAUGUAGCAAAGUCUACUGUUUUCUCUGCCGGGAGAGGGAAGCAGGUACUAGACGGUGCUGCAGCGACUUCGGGUCUCUCCAUCUCUGCUCUACCUAUCAAGUAUCUUGGGCUUCCCCUCACAACUAAAAUCAUGACCAGAAGUGAUUAUGAGCCGCUUAUCGCGAAGAUCAGGAACCGGCUCCUCUCUUGGUCUAGUAAAGCCUUGUCUUAUGCAGGGAAACUGGUGCUUAUAAAAGUGGGUCACCAAACAUCACAACGAGGGCCAAAGUCUCUUGGGAGGAGGUAUGUUGUCCGUAUGAUGAAGGUGGUUUGGGCAUUCGUCGGGUGGCAGAUGGCGCAAGAGAUUUUACGCUUUGAGGUUAAGGAUGGAAAUACAGCUAGGUUCUGGACGGACCUAUGGCACCCGCUGGGCAGGCUUAUUGAGUUUGUUGGCGAAAUUGGCACGCAAGGGUUGGGUCUUAGAAGAGAUGUGAGGAUCCGUGAGCCCCAACUCACUCUCAUUCUCAUCUUGCCAUUCAGGUACAGUGUAACUUAUAUCAAGAUUGAAUACGAAAAUAAUGGAAAAGAUGAAGUCCGUGAACACGGGACAAACCGGGGGGAGCUAAAAGAGUUCUCGGUGAACUAUCCGGAAGACAAUAUUGUCUCCGUUGGUGGAACCUACAAUCAUAUCUUCAACUAUGAUACAACGCUUAUUACAUCUUUGUACUUCACCACCUCCAAGGGAUAUACCUCUCCAUUAUUUGGUGUGGCCAAGGGAAAAGAGUUCGAGCUCAAAGGUGAAAAUGGAGAAAAGCUUCGUGGAAUUUAUGGACGUGGUGGUACUGCUAUCGAUGCCUUUGGGGCUCACUUUGGACCGCUUGGUGGUAACAAGGGUAACACAUUCGACGAUGGUUUUUUCGAUGGUGUGAAAAAAUUAACCAUUGGAGCAGAUGAGUACAGUAUAGUUUAUAUGAAGAUCGAAUACCAAAAGGAUGGAAAAGUCGUAGUCCGUGAACAUGGGACGUUUGACGGGAUUCUAAAAGAGUUCUCGGUGAACUAUCCGGAAGACAAUAUUGUAGCUGUUGGUGGAAGCUACAAUCAUAUUUUCAAAUAUGAUACAACGCUUAUCACAUCGUUGUACUUCACAACCUCUAAGGGAUUUACCUCUCCAUUAUUUGGUGUGAAAAAAGGAAAAGACUUCGAGCUCAAAGGUGAAAAUGGAGGAAAGCUUCUUGGAAUUUAUGGACGUGAUGGUACUGCCAUUGAUGCCAUUGGGGCUCACUUCGAGACUGGUUCUGGUUAAAAAAUCGCCGGUUUUCAUGGGGUCCAUUAUCGCCAAUUACAGGCUUGCCAUUUAAAUCCUUUUUCUUUGGUUACAUAAAAUAAGGCCAUCCGAAGUCUGCUUUUACCAUGCUUGUGUGUUUGUGUGUUAUAAUA
Messenger RNA from Brassica oleracea var. oleracea, 1577 nucleotides. RefSeq names its product jacalin-related lectin 40-like. Gene Ontology annotation, molecular function: carbohydrate binding. The transcript is spliced from 6 exons. Bases 1 to 1443 code for a protein of 480 amino acids. The record is from RefSeq and is a predicted model, not a curated record. Lineage: Eukaryota; Viridiplantae; Streptophyta; Magnoliopsida; Brassicales; Brassicaceae.